AUGGACAUCUAUGUGAUAACCGAUAGGGAUACUGCGAGGGAGGAAGCGUCUGGCUAUAGCUCUUGGAAUCGCAAUGGGUCACCGAGCAUGAACUCUACUUAUAGCAAGAGUUCCGAGAAACAACCUUUCCAUGAAGAGAACGGACGCACCUACCACGGUUUUCGCCGAGGAGUCUACCAGCUGCCUUGCGAUGAGCAGGAACAGGAUCGCCUUGAUAUCUUCCACAAAUUGUUCACCGUGGCGCGUGUCUCGGAUGGGUUGAUCUAUGCUCCUCAUCCGAGAGAUGGCCGGUUCUUGGACCUGGGAUGCGGGACUGGGAUCUGGUCGAUUGACGUGGCCAACAAAUACCCCGAAGGAUUUGUCGUGGGCGUAGACCUUGCUCCUAUACAACCGCCUAAUAAGCCGCCUAACUGCGAAUUCUACGCGCCCUUCGAUUUCGAGAGCCGCUGGACCCUGGGCGAGGAUUCCUGGGACCUCAUCCAUCUGCAGAUGGGCUGUGGUAGCGUGCUAGGUUGGCCGAACCUGUAUCGGAGAAUAUUUUCCCAUCUACGACCGGGGGCCUGGUUCGAGCAGGUGGAAAUCGAUUUCGAACCCCGAUGUGACGACAGCCCGUUGGAAGGGCUGGCUUUGCGCCAAUGGUACCAACUUUUGAAACAGGCUACGCAAGACACCAUGCGCCCAAUAGCCCACAACUCUCGCGAUACCAUCAGAGACCUCCAGGAGGCCGGGUUUACGGAAAUUGACCACCAAAUGGUGGGGCUACCCUUGAACCCAUGGCACCAGGAUGAACACGAGAGGAAGGUUGCUCGGUGGUACAACUUGGCCAUCUCGGAGAGCAUCGAGUCUCUCAGCCUGGCUCCGUUUAGCCGAGUCUUUGGUUGGGAUUUGGAUAAAAUCCAGCGUAUUGCUGCCGACGUGAAAUCAGAAGCCUUUAACAAGGAAAUCCACGCCUACAACAUUCUACACAUAUAUCAGGCGCGGAAACCUCUGAACAACUGA
Molecule: messenger RNA, 999 nt
Organism: Aspergillus melleus
Lineage: Eukaryota; Fungi; Ascomycota; Eurotiomycetes; Eurotiales; Aspergillaceae
Product: class I SAM-dependent methyltransferase
Exons: 2
Coding region: 1-999 (332 amino acids)
Molecular function (GO): methyltransferase activity
Source: RefSeq, a predicted model, not a curated record